CUAGUCUAGUGAGUUGUUCUCUUACAUUAAGCGCCAGCACAAUAUCUCUUGGUUUCAGAAGAUCUCCGACUUGUGAAGAAAGCGACGUAAUGGGAUGGACCUGCCUAUCUGGAGCUAACCAAUAUUUCGCAUACUCAAGUUUGCAAUUCCACCAAAGGACAAACACUUCUCGAGAGAAGUCGAUUUCAACUCAACUUCUUCACUCACCGAAAUCAUGUCGAAGCCCAUAGUCCUUCAACUGGGCCAAAUCGAGCACGCCCACGACACCUGGGCAUCCCUCGCCGACGUCGCCCAAAUCAUCAAGCCCAAGGCGACCAACCGUGCUGAGUUCCUCGAGGAGUGCAAGUCUGGCGCCCUCGACGGCGUAAAGGCAAUCUACCGCACUUUUGCAAGCGUCCACAUCACCGGUCGUAUCGACGCCGAGCUUGUCGCCGCUCUACCCUCCAGUGUAGGCUUCAUCUGCCACAAUGGCGCCGGCUACGACCAAAUUGACAUACCCGCCUGCACAUCCCGCUCCCCCACCCCCAUCCUGGUCUCAAACACGCCCACCGCAGUCGACGACGCAACAGCAGACAUUGCAAUCUUCCUCAUCCUCGGCGCCCUCCGCAACCUAAACGCCUCCAUCCUCUCCAUCCGCGACGGGAAAUGGAAAGGCCAACCCCCUCCACCCUUGGGCCGCGACCCCCAGGGGAAAAUCCUGGGCAUCCUCGGUAUGGGCGGUAUCGGACGCAACAUGGCUAAGAAGGCGAGGGCGUUUGGCAUGGAGGUGCGGUAUUUCAACCGUGCGAGGCUGGAGGGACACUUGGAAGACGAGUGUGGUGCCAGCUACGUCGAUUUCGAGACGUUGUUAAGGGAGAGUGAUGUGAUUUCACUCAACCUGCCUCUAAACGCCCACACCCGCCACAUAAUCUCAACCCCUCAAUUCGCCCUCAUGAAACCCGGCGUCGUGAUAGUAAACACGGCCCGCGGCGCCGUCAUCGACGAAGCCGCGCUCGUCGCGGCCCUCGACUCCGGAAAAGUCGCCAGCGCGGGUCUCGACGUCUUCGAGAACGAGCCCGAGGUCCACCCGGGUCUGCUCGCCAAUCCCAACGUGCUCAUCGUCCCGCACAUGGGCACCUGGACGCUGGAGACGAGUGUCAAGAUGGAGAAGUGGGCUAUUGGGAAUGUUAGGAGGGCGGUGACGGAGGGCAAGUUAGAUAGUGUCGUUGUUGAGCAAAAGGGGCUUGUUGCUUAGGGUUGGCGGUGGAGAAAGAGGGAAGUAAGUACUUUGUGGCGGAGGUUUUUCAAAUCAAGGGAUAUGUGACAAGCAGCGGAAUGAAGUUUUCUACAGACUUGGACGUCACACGUGAUA
Molecule: messenger RNA, 1351 nt
Organism: Colletotrichum acutatum
Lineage: Eukaryota; Fungi; Ascomycota; Sordariomycetes; Glomerellales; Glomerellaceae
Product: D-isomer specific 2-hydroxyacid dehydrogenase
Exons: 4
Coding region: 215-1234 (339 amino acids)
Molecular function (GO): NAD binding; oxidoreductase activity, acting on the CH-OH group of donors, NAD or NADP as acceptor
Source: RefSeq, a predicted model, not a curated record